CCUCUCGGAUGCCGAUCCCGUUCGGAGCUCCAACGAUGGCGCCGGCAGGGAAGGGAUAACAGGGAUAACACUGCAGCACACACGAGCUGGGAAAAAGAAACGGAGAGAAAAGCCGCAUCCCCGCCUCCAAGGAUUUCCCACCGCCGAGAGGGGAAAACAAGGGAGGAAGCGAGAAUUUGGCUGGGGGAGGGAGCUCGGGGAGAGAGAGAGAGAGGGAGCGCCGGGACUGUCUCCGGCCGUACGCGCGAGUAUUGAUUGUUCUGCUAAUCCGUGCCUGGAGUGUCUCAAGGAGCUGGGGACUCCCCGAGGUGGGAGAGGAGGAGGAGGAGGGUGAGGGGGGGAAGACCCUCGGUGGCUGCUCUGAGGAUGCUCCGGGGGGCUCCGUUCCAUCCCUCCCCGGUGAGGAUGCUCCAGGGGCGGGGAGGCAGCUCGGGGGUGGGUGCUGCUCCUCAAAUCCCUCCUUUCACCUCUCUCUUUAUUUAUUUGGGGCUUUAUUGCGCGUUUGGCACGGCGGGCGGGUGCUGCAGCUCCCGAGGGUGCGGGAGGGAUGCGGAAUCACGGGCGAGGGCGGUGUUAGAGGGGUGAAUUCCCCUCCCACGCGUGGGCUCAGCCAGUGAGAGGGGAGACCCCCACACCCUCGCCCCAGAAGGCGCUCCCCGCUCACCCCGGCUGCGUUUCCCAGGCUAUCCUAGCGAUUUGCAGCUUUCAGGACCCAUCCGGAGCUCCACAGCAUCGCGCUGGGUUUUUACAAAAUUAAAAAUUAAGAUUAAAAAUCCUUCUCCUGACAGGGGAGCGACUCUGGGUCAGAAACACCAUGGGUGAAGGGGAACUUGCAGGGAAAUGCGGGGAUGGCAUGGCCAGGGCAGGGUGGUGCUGGGGGACAGCCGGAGCUCGGCUUUUACCUCCUCCUUCCCUGCCAGGUAAAAAUCCCGUGGGAACUGCUGUGCUGUUGGGAUGUUUCUCUUUGAAGGAGAAAAGGAUCCCUCUCAAGCCUCAAGAUGCUCCACAGGACAGGUCUAAACCCGCGGGGGGAUUGGGGACACACAGGCGACACCUCCAACUGCAUCGGAAUCCCUCGGGGCCUCGCAUUAAAGCUGUUACGUCAGUAAAUUAUAUAUAAAAAAAAUAGUAAAAAAUCCGACAACAGAAAACACAGCCCCAAACCUGGACGUUUAUACAGAAAAAGAGCAUCACAAAUUCCUAAUAGCUAUGAAGCAGGGACAGAGGCAGAGCGAGCUCCUUCAGGCAGGGCUGGGAGCUGAGCUCGCACAAACAGCUCCCCGGUGGACUCACGAUCCUGCUUUGCUCGGCUCGGAGGGGGAAGGCGCGGAGCUGCGAUGAGCCACAUCUACAGCAGCCACCUGUCCCCCCUGGGCAGCCCGUCCAUGGUUUACCUGCCCGCCGCUCUCGGCUUCACCCCCGGGGGGGCCAUGUCCCGGCAGGACCCCCCUCAGAAACCCCCCUACAGCUACAUCGCCCUCAUCGCCAUGGCCAUCAAAGAGGCUCCGGAGCAGAAGGUGACCCUGAGCGGCAUCUACCAGUUCAUCAUGGACCGCUUCCCCUUCUACCACGACAACAAGCAGGGCUGGCAGAACAGCAUCCGCCACAACCUCUCUCUCAACGAUUGCUUCGUCAAGGUGCCCCGCGAGAAGGGCCGGCCCGGCAAGGGCAGCUACUGGACCCUGGACCCGCGCUGCCUGGAUAUGUUCGAGAACGGCAACUACCGCCGCAGGAAGAGGAAGCCCAAAGCCGCGAACCCUCCGGACGCCAAAGGCACCGAGCAGCCGGCGCCGCCCGCCCGCCCCGUCGAGCCCAAGCGGGCCAAGGGGGACGCGGCGGUGCCGCGGCCGGCUGAGGGGACAGCGCCUUGUCCCCAGCCCCCGGUGCCCCCCGCUGCCGUCCCGCCGCACAAAAGCGUUCCCCGGGGCCGCAGCUUCAGCAUCGAGAGCAUCCUGGCUCAGGGGCUGCGGCCGCCGCCGCCCGGGGCAGCGGCGCCCAAGGCGGCCCGGGCCAGCCCCGGCUGCCGCGGCGGAUCGCUGGUGGCCGGCGGCGCCUUCGGGCCGGCCCUCAACGCUUCGCUCAUGCUCGACUCCCAGGUGCACGGGAGGCUUUACCACAUCGGCAUCCCCUUCCUCUCCUGCUUCCCGCUGCCCUUCUCCGAGGCCGUGUUUAAUUUCCAGUAGUUCCCCCCCCUCCCCUACAAUUAACGCGCCCCCGGUGCCGAGCGCUGCUGCGGGGGGCGCGCUGGGAGGGAGAGAUCGGACUCAGACCUCACCACGCGGGUAAAGACCUAAAAAAUCCCCCCCAAAAGCGACGUUUUAGAGGUGACUCAGGAUUUCAGGGCAUUUUCAAGGCGCGUUUUGCUGCGGAUUCUCUUCUGCCCCUGCCAGAGCGACUUUGGAAGGUAAAAAGCGGCUUUGUGCUCCCGUGGGCGGUGGAGGCAGCACCACGCUGGCCCCAAGCCCCGAGGGCUUUGCUCUGCACCUUUACUCUUUGCAUCCCUCAGGUUCCUCAGAGCAGGCUUCCCCCGAGCCCUUCAGGUCUCUGUUUUAUUUUUCCUUUGAAAGCCAAGCCUCAUGCCGGGGGGAGGAGGCUGAGUUUUGUUUUGCCAUCAUUUUGUUUUGCCAUCAUUUUGUUUUGCCAUCCGUACCCACAGGUAUUAAUAAUGCCCGUAAUUUUGCCAUCAAUACCCACAGGCACAUGAUAAUUCCUGAUAUUCCCCACUGGCCCAGUUCUCUCAGUGGGUAACUGGAGCUGAACUCAUGGCAGACCAAGCAAUCCAGGCUCACCCUGAAUAUUCCUGCUUGCUUUGACCCAGCAUGGCGUGGAACUGGUUUCCUGCUCAGCACUGAUGCUUUGGAGUAUCCCCACAGAGUUUCUGCUCGUGGAUGUGGCCAAAAAAACGGGGAUGGAUGUGCAAACACGAAAAUUUGUCUUUUUCCAACUCUUACUGGGAUUGGUUUCUUCUGACCAAUUAAGACUGAGGCAGGGUUGUGGAGGCCAGGAGAAAAAAAGAUAAAAAGAGACAUCAGCAAUGUUUCUAAAGAUUUUUUUGUAAAGAAAGAAGAAUCCUGACACACUGCAAGAAAUAAGGAAUAUUUUGUAUUUUUGUUUGCCGUAAAUAGAGGCUUUUUGUAUAUUCGUGGAUAAAUGCCCUUUUCGGGAAAAAUUAUAUUCUCAAUUUUCAUUAUGAAACUAAACGUAUAUCCAAUAAAGGUAUUUUUGUUCAGGA
Molecule: messenger RNA, 3232 nt
Organism: Zonotrichia albicollis (white-throated sparrow)
Lineage: Eukaryota; Metazoa; Chordata; Aves; Passeriformes; Passerellidae
Gene: FOXL1
Product: forkhead box L1
Biological process (GO): anatomical structure morphogenesis; cell differentiation; regulation of transcription by RNA polymerase II
Molecular function (GO): DNA-binding transcription factor activity, RNA polymerase II-specific; RNA polymerase II cis-regulatory region sequence-specific DNA binding
Source: RefSeq, a predicted model, not a curated record